Uranotaenia lowii is the source of this 3696-nucleotide messenger RNA. RefSeq names its product protein Teyrha-meyrha (gene tey). The record is from RefSeq and is a predicted model, not a curated record. Gene Ontology annotation, molecular function: ubiquitin protein ligase activity. Bases 848 to 2869 code for a protein of 673 amino acids. Lineage: Eukaryota; Metazoa; Arthropoda; Insecta; Diptera; Culicidae. Gene Ontology annotation, biological process: protein ubiquitination. The transcript is spliced from 11 exons.
UGUCAGUUGCGGAAGGACGUGAUUCUGUCGUCGUUUUUGCCGUCGCCGUGCGUUUAGAUUCGUUUUUGCCGUGGAUCGCCGACGCGAGUUAGUUAAUUCAGUGAUACGAUACGACAACGGGAGUGGUUCGGAGUAGUUUUUUUGUUGGUACUGUCGUCUGUUGGCCCCCUCGGCCCUGCCUCCUCCUUGUCGCAGUUCGACCCAGGUGCAUCCAUCGGAGGACCUCCGCCCUCGAUCCCCCGCAGGGACAACCGGGCACCGACCUACAGGAUAACGAGUGUGUGGGUGGGUCUUCCGUUAGUGUACAGUACAUGGACUCCAUGUCUGUUUAGAAGUGAAUCUCUCUCUCCCGGCGAGUUAGUGAACAUUUUAAAUGACUACCAACUACUGGGUAGUCCCGGAGUGUCCCUCGGACUGCAGUUCAGUUAGUGCGCGACAUUAGAUUUAGUUGCAGUCGUAACGCGAACCUAGUACCUAGAACCUAUCGACUAACCAACCAAACCGGGAACCGAAUCAAUCGAAUCGACACUCCAAUGAUCCAAUGGACUGUACUUAAGUAGUGAUAUGCAUUCGAGUAUGAUCCAAUGUGUGAUUAGUGACUAAAGAACAAACGAGCUUAUACCAGUGUACUUUCUGUCGCCCAAUAGCGACUCAAUAAAAAUCAACGAUUCGAAUGUGAUUGUGAACCUGUGUUAAACAUCAACCCAACUAAAAUUUAAACGCCCGGUCAAACUAAAACCAGUGAUAACGUUUCCCCAAAAGGAUCAAAUCCAGAUGAAAGUGACCCGGAUUUGGAAACUUAAAAGUAUUCUUAGCAGCAGUUCAGUAGCCCGCGUAGAACCGUACCAUGGAUAAUCCGAGCUAUGGUUCGUCGCACAUGUCAUCGCCGGCGCUCGUAGUGUUUUCCCAGGCCGCGAACGGAUUAAGUGACGCGCUCCGGAUCCAGAGACCGUUUCAUUCACAACUCCCAGACGCCAAGGACCUGCACCAUCUAUCGCUAAUGAGUGGCUACGGAGCCCAUCUGCUGCACGGCUUCCAGCCUCACUUCCUGCACCCGCUCAAUCCGGCCGUUUCGACUGCAAAUGGAACCAGUCCGUUCGGAUCCGGCGGGGCCUUCGUUAAACCGUUUCCCUCCAACCUGCCGCUGCCAUCUGCCUUCGCACCGCCGAAAUGUCUCGGCUUCGGAAUCGACCAAAAUAUCUUUUCCAAGGGUUUGCUGUUCGGCAGCGGAAGUACCGGUUCCGAGUCGUUCCGGACCUCGGAUUCGUCGAGUCCGGCCUGUGCCUCCCUUUCGCCGCCGGCCAAGGAUGAAUCGAUGGAGGGCCAAACGAGCGAGGAGGGAGAUCGGGACCGGGACCGGAUAUGCAGCCCGGAGCGGAGUCCCGAGACGCCUGGCUUUAGACGUAGAUGCCUAAAAAUGCUGCUCGAUUCCCACAACUUUAUGUUACAAGGAAUCGGUCCACCGAAGAAAACCUUCGUCGACACCCCACCACCGAAUGCGUGUCCCAUCUGUGGCAUCCAGAUUGCACCGAGUGACCUAGAGACCCACUUUUCGGCCGAACUCAGUCGGCUUUCGAAGAUGAGCUCGGCCCCGGAACGGAUGGAAAUCCGCCGGUCCCUCAGCGUCGAUUUACACGCCAUGCAGAGUACCGCCCUCCAGGGCCGAAGCAGCAGGUGGGAGACGUUCAAAAAUAUUCGCAACAAGCGGCAGGAUCGGCUGCGGGGCAAGCUACGGAAGCGGAAGUUCGACGGCGAGGAUGGCUUCGGGCUGCAUCUCGGUGCCGUCAACUGCCAAUCAUGCCCGGUUUGUCACAACCGGUUGCAGCGCACCCAGGAGGAAAUCGCUCAACAUAUCGAGGACUGUGUGAGGAAGCAACAGCAGCAUCACCACCACCAUCAGCAACAGCAACAACAGCAGCAGCAGCAGCAGCAGCAGCAACAACAACAACAGCAACACCAAAGCAGCCAAUCGUCAACGCAAGACGAAGACGAAACAGUGGACGUCGAAAGCUAUGGAGAUGAAACCUCGAACGGCGCCAUCAACAUGACCUCCUCCAACGUCAUCCACCACACUAAUAAUGGUAUGCACAACAAUAACAAUAACAACAACAACACCCCCUUGAAACCGGAUCCUCCGCUAGGUGGCAAGAUUCCUCCGAUGGAAGAAAGUGCCAUCACCUCGCUGAGUUCGAUUGUACCACACUGGGAUCGGAAAACACGGAUAAACCUUCCGCUUAACUGUACAGCCACCUCCGAGCACAAUUCGGUGACCCGUGUAACACCGACGAGCAGCGAUCAACGGAUAGAUGUCGACUACGAACAGGACCAUAGCCAGGACAUGGUCACCGACAACGAUGAAGAGGUCAUCGUGGACAACACCGACGAAGAGGAGUGUCACAAACGAUCGCGACCGAUGCUAACGACCCUAGGAAUGCAUCAUCCCGGGGUUGUGCCCAUGAACUGCCCCAGGGACGAAAAGAACAGACGAAAUUUUCAACCCAACAGCACCGAAGAGGCCACUUCUUCGGUUGAGAUUGACUCCGUUUCACCGGAUUCGAUGCCGAUUCGAACGGCCGGAACGACUCCUAAUUCAGACUCUUACGUGAGCACCUCGGCAGAAUCGUCGGCCGAACCCUCUUCCAAGGCUCAGGUUCUGGAAGAGCUGAAGGCUCGGAUACGAGAGCUCGAAGGUUCACCGCACUACAAAUGUUUUAUAUGUAAGGAAAAGUGUAAAACGCUAAUCAUUUCGAAGAUUUGCGGCCAUUACUUGUGCGAGGAUUGUUGGAUUACUGAAUCGGAAUCCUCCAAAUCAUGCCCCCGUUGCAAGAUUGUCACCUCGAAUUCGGACUUUAGAAAAAUUCAUGCCUAGUUUCGGUACACUUAAAUGCAUUUGAACAGAACGAGUCGAUUUAUUUAUUUGUCUUAGAUUAUUUAUUAUUUUCUACCAUUGAAAACUUUAUAUCGAACAGAUUAGAAAAUAAAGUUCAUCUUCAAACAUAAACGUACGAGAAUUAAAUGUCGAUCCCAAAGCUUUUUUGCGUAAUGUUUAAAUUUAAUCUAAUUUUAAAUAUUGUAAAUAAAAACCCAAAAUGUUGAACAGAUUGUUAGGUGCAAUAAUUGUUUCGUUUUCCGAGAUUGUUCAUUUCGAUGAUCACACUGGAAUCCAAUAAUAUAAAUAAAAAAAAUACAAUAAACUUAUCCCAGUGAUAAAAACCAAUUUUUUCAAGGCUACGAUUUGAGACACUAACGUAAAAUAUCAAUCACUUUAAAAAAGUAAUCAAUCGAGGAAAAAAAGAUAGUCCUUCCCAGCAAAGGCUUACGUGUUAUCCAGAAUUCAGAAAACAAGAAAAAACCUUGUAAUAAGCGUCACUAGAUAAUUCGAUUAUGAUUCAAUAAUAUGCUGUUGUGUACAUUGCAAACUUACUAUUGGAAUAGGAAGUGUAAACUAAGGCAAAAUAGAUCAAUGAUAUUCUUACCUUAAAACUUCUACAACUUUUUCACAUUCAGUCCAGCCAGCCAGCAGAUCAAAACCAAGCAUGUCUAGCGCAAACUACAAUCUGAAAUUAAAUAUUGAAAAUUCGAAUUAUCAUAAGCUAACUAGAGGCCGAGGAAACAUAAAAAAAAUCUGUUUAUGUCAAAUUUCUCAGAAGUAAAUCAACAAAAGAUGAUCAAUAAAACUAUGUGAUUGAAUAUAAA